Molecule: messenger RNA, 1824 nt
Organism: Laccaria bicolor S238N-H82
Lineage: Eukaryota; Fungi; Basidiomycota; Agaricomycetes; Agaricales; Hydnangiaceae
Exons: 3
Coding region: 1-1200 (399 amino acids)
Source: RefSeq, a predicted model, not a curated record
AUGGAAGACGAGGAGCAGAGGUGGCUUGACGCACAGCAGGCAACACCUGCUACGGGGAGUGAAUUUGGGUUACGGGAUCAGGAAGGAGAGGAGCGCGUUGACGUCGUCAUGAACGAGAAGAUGGUUGUGGAAGAGACAGCAGUUGUGGACGAAAACAUGAAUAAGGCAACGACAAUGGACCCAGACGACGAUAUCAUUCCCGGUUGUUACAUGCUCGACAUUAACAUCGAUGGACUCAAGUACUCAAAAUUGUGGAUUCGAGCCGAAUACAUCCGUGUUUUCAAUUCCGUCAACGCUUAUUACGAUGAACCCACGUCCACGCCAGGGGCACCCUGUGUAGUCGUCACAGGCCAACCAGGGAUUGGCAAGAGUGUUUGGGUCUACUAUGCUUUGCGUCGAUGCCUUGCCGAAAGGAAACCGGUCAUCUGGUACUCCAAGAGGUGCUGCUACAUGUUUGCGGAGGAUGGUGUCUACGAGAUGCCUGCCGAUUUCCAGAGAGCUAACCUCAAAUCAUACAUCUGGACCUUGGUCGAUUCCGAUGAGGCUCCGGACGGCGUUCCACCCUAUCUCGUCCCGCACAGGACUCCACUUUUUGUCAUCUUCUCCACCUCUCCACGUGAUGACAGGUGGUCGCGUCUACACAAGACGGUGCGCCCGAUGGUCGCAAUCAUGAAUCCAUGGAAAAGGAAAGAGAUCUUACGAGCUGCAACGAUAUACCCCCUAGGUUGCAUCAGCGAGUCCCGGACGAACGAAAUAUUUGAUCAGCUUGGUCCUACCCCUCGCCUCUGCAUCGAUUAUCAACUAAACUCUAAGGCCAUGAGUCGGUAUGAAAGUAACCUCCGCACCGCACUUUCGAAGGUCACGUCAAAUGACCUGGAAUUGUUGCUCAUCACCGCUUGCGAUGGGGACUUGGGAAUCGAUACCCUGUCUGACAAGAUUGCUCUCCUCAGCCGCGAAUCAUUGGACGAUGUGUAUAGCCAAGGCAUGGUCAUCCCUAUCACCCCUUACAUCCAAUCAAGACUCUCCAAUCGGUGCCGCAACCUGGAACGCAAGGAACUUUUACGUCUUUACAAGGCCUUUGCAAGGGUGCCUGAAGGGAGGACGAUGGCUGGUGUUUUCUUCGAUGCCCUUGGACAGACGGCGCUCCAGGAGGGGAUUACACACGAGCUCGUUCCCAUGGUGAAGUUGGACGAAGCUUAAAAGAGAGCGCCUUGAUGGCACUCUAGCCACGAACUCUUUGCAACUGGAGGAACGGCGUCAGCAUACGUUGACAUGUCGCUUCAAUGUUGAUAAACGCAUCGGAACGGAAACACCUGUCACUUGCCCACAACGUCAUGUGUGUCCGGGAAGCGAACAACAAGGUGGCUUUUGCUCCCUCUGUCAUCACAACUAGAAACUCAGUGGAGAAAUGACCCCGCAACAGACUUUGGAAGCCACACGUCUUUAGAAGAGAAGAAGGGAAGCCGGAAGUUGUAUUUUUGCUAAGCUUCAAGUCUACAUUACACUUAGGUCCUUUGCGAACCCAUUUCUUGAAUCAUCUCAGAGUCCCAUGAAAACAAUACAGACAGAUAAAGAAAAUGCGAGUCCGACACUAGUAAAAUGAUAAUGGGUCCUUGCACGUCCGAAAGCUAGCCUGGAACUUCCAUUGGCCGAUUACAGACUAGGUCGACCAAGGGCUGCGCAACGGUAAGGGACCAUUGCUUUGGAGCUUUGUACUUGUCCAAUAUUCUUUGUCGAUAAAGUUGCAUGAUUCCUUCCCGUACGUAGGUGACAGUAUUACUUCGCUGGCUAUACCACUUAAUCAAAGCUUCAAGCGUCUUCUCG